GUCCGGCUCAGUUGUAAAAACCUAACAGUCGAUUAACGGAUCGGCAAAAAUGGCAGCACUCGGCGUCGGCGGAAGGUCUACGCUUCUGGGUCCGAUUAUCAGGGCAGCAACGGGACGAAGUUUGAUCAGACCCAGAGCCAGAUUCUCCGUCCCAAACCCUAAUUCGGCAUUUGCUCGGCCGAUCACUUCUUCUGUAAUCGAAGCCUCUGCUUCCAGGUUUUUGCGGCGAGAAAUGAGCACCCAUCAUCCAUUUCACAGCGCCAUUGCAGCUGCUUGCCUCGUUUCGAAGCUCCCCUCUGAUGUUACCGCUUCCUAUGAAGAGAAAGAAAGAAGAUGUUAAGGAGAAGGAUCAAGGAUCUUUCGUUCUGAUUAACGCUUGUCCAUUGGCGGCAGGUAGAUUUGCAAACUAUCUCAGCCCCAUCUAGAAGCAACAGCUUUCCAAGAUUAAUGGCUCCUUUUUGCCACCUCUGGAUUGGAUUUCGGUGGUUUCAAGAGAUGGAAAUUCAGGCUCAAAACGUGUUUGGAAUACCCAUUUAUCAGGAAAAAGAAACAAAGAGAGGUGUUGUUAUUUUGGUUUAUGGAUUAGGCAAAGAUGAUUCUUGCGUGUGGAUUGGAGAUUUUCAUGAAUAAUCUGCCCGUCCCCAGAAAAAAUGUUGCAGUUUUUAAGGUAAAAUAAGGUUUCUGUAUGGUCUGAGCCAUAUAGCUUACGAAAUGACGCCUUUGAUUACGGGCAUGGGCGCCCGGGUCAGCUUUUUGUUAAUGGGAUGACCCGGUUACCAAAAUCCGACCCGGGUCAAGGUUUGAUCCAUGUUAAAGAUGAAUUUAUAUGUUUAAUAAAUAAUAUCAUUUGUAAGCUAAUGUUUUUCCACC
Molecule: messenger RNA, 870 nt
Organism: Tarenaya hassleriana
Lineage: Eukaryota; Viridiplantae; Streptophyta; Magnoliopsida; Brassicales; Cleomaceae
Product: pentatricopeptide repeat-containing protein At2g27800, mitochondrial-like
Exons: 3
Coding region: 50-340 (96 amino acids)
Source: RefSeq, a predicted model, not a curated record